AUGCUGGAGACGCGCUGGGCCGGGGUCACAGCGAGCCGGGUGGCCCCCUCCUCGCCCACACCCCCUGGCCGCCGGUCCCACUCACCGGCUCGCCGGCGAAGGUCUCCUUGGGUGCCUCCCGCUGCGCCAGAGGCCAAAGUCUGCACCUGUGGGCUCCGGGGCCAAUCCGGAACUCCCAGCGCAGCGCCGAACCACAACAACUUUCGUCGCCUGGGCAACCGCCGGGUGGCCAACCGGCGGGCGCGGCUAGAGCGCAGCAGCCAAUCAGGGAAGCCUGUGGGGUCGCAGCAGACCAAUCGGAGCCAGGGGCGGAGCGCGGGCUCUACUAGUCAACUGCCCGCGACCUGGGUGGCCCUGUCUUGGAGGGUUGUUCUCGGUGUGUUUGUGCUGACGAUUCUGCUGACAGGAUUUGCACACCGCGCGUGGCUUAAAGACAGAGAACUUUCUCGGAAACCCCGAGGGUUUUUCAAGGGGAUUGCAGAGCGAGUCUCCAGGCUCCACGGCUACCAGGCCCGACUCCGGAUGCCAAGGGAGCACCUGGAACGGCUCAGGAAGGAAAGCCAGGCUUUGGAAAACAACCUGCGUGAAAUUCUACUCUUAACAGAAAAAAUAGAUGUGCUGACGGUGUUGCUUAGAGACACGCAGGCUGGUCUGCACAAUUACAGCUGGGCAGCCGAGGGAGACGCCCCCAGGGCCCAGGGCCACUCGGAGGAUCUGGACAAGGAAAUGUCAAACUUGGUAAAUUAUGUACUUAAGAAGCUGAGAGAAGACCAAGUGCAGAUGGCUGACUAUGCGCUUAAGUCGGCAGGAGCCUCCAUCGUUGAAGCCGGGACCUCAGAGAGUUACAAGAGCGAUAAGGCCAAGCUGUCCUGGCGCGGCGUCGGGCUCCUCAACUACCAGAUGCCUCCGGACGUCGUCCUCCAGCCAGAUGUCCACCCCGGAAAGUGCUGGGCCUUCCCAGGAUCCCAGGGUCAUGUCCUAAUCAAGCUCGCCGGGGACAUCAUCCCAACUGCUGUCACCAUGGAACACAUCUCCGAGAAGGUGUCCCCCUCGGGUAGCAUCUCCAGUGCCCCCAAGGAGUUUUCUGUCCAUGGCAUCUUGACACAGUGUGAAGGAGAAGAGGUUUUCCUAGGUCGGUUUGUGUACAACAAAACCAGAGCCACUGUGCAAACGUUUGAGCUGCAGCAUGAAGUUUCUGAACCCUUAUUCUGCGUGAAACUUAAAAUCCUCAGCAACUGGGGACACCCGAAGUACACAUGUUUAUACAGAUUCCGGGUCCACGGCAGCCCGGGGGACCCCAGCUAG
Molecule: messenger RNA, 1305 nt
Organism: Artibeus jamaicensis (Jamaican fruit-eating bat)
Lineage: Eukaryota; Metazoa; Chordata; Mammalia; Chiroptera; Phyllostomidae
Gene: SUN3
Product: Sad1 and UNC84 domain containing 3
Exons: 11
Coding region: 1-1305 (434 amino acids)
Biological process (GO): nuclear envelope organization
Cellular component (GO): meiotic nuclear membrane microtubule tethering complex; nuclear envelope
Molecular function (GO): protein-membrane adaptor activity
Source: RefSeq, a predicted model, not a curated record